This is a messenger RNA of Capsicum annuum, 2369 nucleotides long. RefSeq names its product transcription factor GTE12. The transcript has 12 exons. NCBI's taxonomy places the organism in Eukaryota, Viridiplantae, Streptophyta, Magnoliopsida, Solanales, Solanaceae. Gene Ontology annotation, molecular function: protein binding. The record is from RefSeq and is a predicted model, not a curated record. The coding region runs from base 399 to 2204 and encodes 601 amino acids.
UACUAGGAGAGGUGAAAUAUUGGAUUAUAAAAACCCUAAAACCUUUGUAAGAGAGUCGCUUCGCUUUACCGUGCUCCCGUUUACUCUUUAGCAUUUCGUUUUCUACCCCAAAAACACUCACCUGCGGCUUCAGAGAGGGGGCUCUCAGAGCCCUUUUUUCUCUGUUUAAUCGCUUUUGUUUUCUUUCGGUCUUUCGAAGAAGAGCGGCUUGGCUUGAGGGAUUUCUUUGAGUUGAAUUUCAGGGAAAAUAAAUCAUGGGGUUUUGUUUGUUUGGCAAUUUUUGGGAGUUGAUUUUCUAUCUGUUUUCAGUUCUGUUCUUAAGAACUUGACCUUCUGAAGAAGAGCAGCCCGGCUUGAAGGUUCUUUUUUUAAGUUGAAUUUCAGGGUCUGUAUGUUCAAUGGUUAAUGCUCAAUCUCCGAAAGUGAACAGUUCUCUUCAGCUCCUGGAGUUGCCCACCAUGAAUGGUGAUAGUAUAGUGACGAAGAAGCUGAAAAUAAAAAUUUCUUCCAAGGGGGUGCCCGAAUCUAGGGGAGGCUCUGAGAUGAAUAUAAAGGUGAAACUACCUAUGUCGUCUGAAUCUAAGAAACGUGCACCUCAAUUGGAGAUGGACAAUGAAAGAGAGAAACGGCGGAAGAUGGAUCGGAGUAUAAAGCAACAGUGUGUUCUCAUUCUGAAAGCCUUGAUGACUCAUCCUAGUGGGUGGCCAUUCCUUGUACCAGUGGAUCCAGUCCAAUAUAACAUUCCUGAUUACUUCACUAUAAUUAGAAAACCAAUGGAUUUGGGUACAGUCAAAGCUAAAUUGGAUGGCAAUAUGUACUUCGAUGUUGAUGAAUUUGCUGCUGAUGUGAGGUUGACGUUUGCAAAUGCUAUGAAGUAUAAUCCUCCUAAUAAUGAUUUUCACCUCAUGGCUAAGAGAUUAGAUAAUACUUUCAAUCAGAGGUGGAAGUUGCUGGAAGGUAAGUGGAAAUCUGAGAGCAAAAAAUUCAGUCGGGCCUGUGUUUCAAGUGGUAAAGAAAUUGACUCUGAGAAUACAAGGGAGACUUUCUUUAAGAAAUCAGCACCAUGUACUAAUGGUCUGAGCAAGAGGCUGAUGCCUUUGGAGGAGAAGCAAAAGCUGAAGAAAGAACUUGUUGAUUUGCUUAGGGGAAAAGUUAUCAAGAAAAUGCAGAAUGCUCUUCAAAAGUUUGGAUUGAUGGGUCUUAAAGAAGAGAAGGUUAACCUGGACCUAGAUAAGUAUGAUGAUGACACACUAUUGGAGUUAAAGAGGGUGGUUAGAGUGUAUUCCAAUUUAGCUACAGAAAAGGCUGAGCCCGCUAGUGUGAAACAAAGUGGUGGGCAUAUGUCAUCCAAGGAGACUGUCCCUAAAGAUAGUAGCACAAGUUCUAUUUGCUCUGUCAAUACUAAGCAACAAGCAGACAUUGUUGCUUGCCACCUUCAAGGUGUUGAUACCCAUGCUCUUCCUAGGAGUUUCCCAACAGAAAGAAAGCUAGAGCAAGAUAAUUCGGGUGUUGCUAAAAAGGAUAGAGAGGUGACAGACUCCUUGGCAUCAAUUUCAUGUAGAACUGAUUUGAACUCUCAUGGUGGUCGAGGUAUCCUUCAUGAAGAAAAUCCAUGUUCCAGUCCGAAUAGAUCAACAGGUGCUUCCGCUGAUACAUAUGGUGAAGAUUGGGAUCCUCUUAUGAGCAUUGACCUUUCCCCGACCAAAGCGCUACGUGCUGCAAUGCUGAAGAGACGAUUUGCUGACACCAUCAUCAAAGCGAAACAGAAAUCCCUUCCAGUUGAUGGUGAUAGGGCUGAUUUGCAUAGAAUGCAGCAGGAAAGAGCGCAACUGGAAAAGCAGCAACUUGAAGAAAAAACCCGCAUUGAGGCAGAACUUAAAGCUGCGGAAAUUGCCUCUCGAAGGAAGGCGGAGGCUGAUCUUAAGAUGCAGCGGGAGAGACAGCGGGAAGCUGCCCGGAUUGCUCUACAAAAGGUGGAAAGGACUGUUGAAUUUGAAGACAAUUUCAAAAUAUUUAGGGAUCUUGAGAAACUGUGUAAAUGCUGCUCGGAAGCUGAGAAUUUAAGUGGUAAUGGAGAUGGAUUCACCAUCAUAUUGGGGGAGAACCCUCUGGAAAGGCUUGGCUUAUGCAUCAAAAAAGACUACUUAUAUGACGAUGACGAUGCAAUAUUGAAUGAAGAUUGGGAAGAUGGGGAGAUAUUGUAAUAAGAGCUCAUUUUUGUGAAUCGUUUCUUGUUUAUACUAGGGCUACUGCUCCUUCCUUGUGUAUAUAUAUGCAUCCCAAUUUUUAUCUUACCCUUCAUCUCUAGGCCUCAUGUAGUGCUGUAAUGUAAUGAAUUGCAUAUAUCUGAAAUAUUCUAGUUUGUGGCA